AUGCAAACAAUUGUUGAAAAUGUUGAAGCUUCAUCAAUAGGAAAUAAAGUUGGUCUUAAUGAGUUUGCUCAUCCUCUUAAUGAUAAUAAUAAUAACAAUGAAAUAUGCACCUCAAAAAAUACAAAUUCUUCAGCAAGUCUAUCAUCAGGUACAACAACACCAAAAACAUCAACUUCUGUGAAUAAUAAUACAUCAGAAAAAUCGUGGAGAAAUUUUUUUGGUAUACAACAAUCUAGACAACUACUACGAUCAAAUAGUCUAACAUCACCAAUUGUUUCAAACAAUACAUCAAGUUGUCAUUCAGAAACUGGUGUUACUCAUAUUACAUCAAGAUUAAUUGGUAUUAAUUCACUCAUUUAUUAUUAUAGACAGUUUAAUUCAUCAGAAUGA
Molecule: messenger RNA, 390 nt
Organism: Rotaria sp. Silwood2
Lineage: Eukaryota; Metazoa; Rotifera; Eurotatoria; Philodinida; Philodinidae
Source: the annotation of a GenBank genome assembly